AUGAAUCCAACAGCAACUGAUUCUCGACCGCUCGAAAAGGCGGUCGUAGGAGAAUCUUCUGCGGCCCCUGGGCAAGUACUUCCCGUAACGUCGUCGCCCGAGGAUCCAAAGUACAAAAUGAAUCAUAAACACCGUGGGUAUGCCAUCGUCAUUAACAAUUCCUCAUUCGCCAACAUGCCGACCCGCGAAGGCAGUGAAAAGGAUCGGGAAGUGAUUUGUGACGCUCUGAAAAAGCUACAAUUUAAAGUUCGCGUUAUAAACGACCCCGGCAAGGAAAAGUUGUUUAAAGAGCUGAAAAAGUUUGCCGAAAAAGACCAUACUGAUAACGACUGCGUCGUGGUGGUCUUCAUGACUCACGGCGAAGACGGGACACUGUAUGCUGCCGACGGCACCUACGAGGUGGAGCAGCUGUGGAACAUGUUUGCCGGGAGCGCGUGUCCGAGUCUCGUGGGAAAACCGAAGCUGUUUUUCAUACAAACGGCCCGCAAUAAGCCAUCGGUUCCUGCGGAGCACAAGCGGCGCCUUUCGGAUGUGGUCGAUUCGCGGGAAAAGUCUGCUAUUCACCAAUACUCCUUGCCGGUUAUGGCCGAUCAGCUGAUGGUGUUCUCAACACACGACCCACAAUGCUCGCCGCUCUGCCCACUCGAAGGGUCCACGUUCGUUCACUCGCUGGCCACCAAACUGAAAGAGUACGGGCAACGGGUCGACCUAAUUAAUCUGCUGGCCACGGUGUCUGCGGAAGUGGCAAACUACCCAUCCGAUCCGGAUCAGAAGAAAUCGGUACCGUACACUAUGUCGACGCUCACAAAACUCGUCUACUUUCGGUAA
Messenger RNA from Anopheles cruzii, 828 nucleotides. Its product is annotated as caspase-1-like. Bases 1 to 828 code for a protein of 275 amino acids. Gene Ontology annotation, molecular function: cysteine-type endopeptidase activity. The transcript is spliced from 2 exons. Lineage: Eukaryota; Metazoa; Arthropoda; Insecta; Diptera; Culicidae. Gene Ontology annotation, biological process: proteolysis. The record is from RefSeq and is a predicted model, not a curated record.